AUGAACGGGCGUCCAUUUUGCUUCGCCAUAUUGAAUUUGGUCGGACAUCUUUGGACGCCAUGUUUAGUCGGACAUAUUUUAUAAACAUUUUCGCGUAAAUUUCAAAUAUUUUUGAGCCUAAAUAUCGAACUUUUUUUCACUGAAGCUCGGUGCAUAAAUUGCUGUAAAUAUUGCAGCGGAGGAAACUGUGUCUACGCAGCAGUCCAUAUUUGUCUCCAAGGGGCCGUGCAGCUUUUGUUAGAAGAUAAAUAAAGGGGUUCAAGAUGAUGAACCAGGAGAUAAUGUGCGAGGUGGAGAUUGGUACCCACGGUUCCAUGGUAGAGAUUGAUGGGGAUGACCAGGUCGGAGUCAAGUACGAAGAAAUAGAAGCCGGUCAAUACGAAGAGUACAUAACUGAUGACCAGUAUGAAGAGGUGGAGGAGCAGGUGAUCGGUGGCAUGCAGCACCUGGAGGAAGCCCUGCUGACAGAUUAUAAACUUGCAGUGGGCAGCGAAGAAGUCAUCCUGCCAGGAAUAUCUGGAGAAGAAGUCCUCAGCGCCAAUGCAGAUAGCCCUUAUGAUCCUGUGUACUCAACUCCGCCUUCUACUAGCAGAAGGGGUCGCGGCAGACCACGGGCAAGCGCAAAUAACAACGCCAAUAAUAUACAACACUUAAUGCCUAUUGGCGAGGUGCCCAUGGGUCUAAUGGAAGGCGUCAGCGGGGGCCGAGGGGCUGCGCGGAGGUGGGAACAGAAGCAGGUGCAGAUCAAGACCAUGGAGGGGGAGUUUAGUGUCACCAUGUGGGCUACUGGAGAAGACGACGAUGACGGCUCAAACCCUGAACCAGAUCCAGACUUCACCGAGUACAUGACCGGCAAAAAAAAUAUACUCGGGAACGAAACUAUGCCAGGUUUGGACCUGUCAGAUCCUAAACAGCUGGCGGAAUUCGCACGACCUGGACACAAGAUCAGGCUAAAGAAACCCUCGCCAGAGUCUUCCGACAGAACCAUAGCGUGCCCGCACAAGGGCUGCACCAAGAUGUUCAGGGACAAUUCCGCUAUGAGGAAACAUUUGCACACGCACGGUCCCAGGGUUCACGUUUGCGCAGAAUGUGGUAAAGCUUUUGUAGAAAGUUCUAAACUGAAAAGGCAUCAACUUGUUCACACUGGAGAGAAACCAUUUCAGUGCACCUUCGAAGGCUGUGGCAAACGGUUCUCGCUAGAUUUUAACCUCAGGACACAUGUGCGCAUCCAUACGGGCGACCGGCCGUACGUGUGCCCGUUCGACGGAUGCAACAAGAAGUUCGCGCAAAGCACCAACCUUAAGUCACACAUUCUCACACACGCCAAGGCUAAGUCAAGAAAUUCCCUCUCCCGCAACGGUGGGGGCAACUACGAAUCAGCACGGACCACACCACAGUUCGUUCAACUGGAGAUGUCUCCAGACGAUUCUAACCCCCAGUUGAUUUUCUACACGCACGAGUGAAGGACACGUGAAAUGUCAGGGAUUACACAUAAAAUGUGAUGGACAAGUUUUGAAAUUUCGUGAAAUGUGGAGGAUAUGUUUUGAAAUGUGAUGGACAUGUUUUGAAAUGUGAUGGACAUAUUUUGAAAUGUUAUGGACAUGUUUUGAUAUGUGUUGGACAUGUUACGAAAUAUCGUGAAAUGUGAUGGACAACUUUUGAAAAGUUAAUGAAGUGUUAUGAAAUGUCGUUUAGGACAGUGUAAAGGAAUUAGAAAAGAAUAGAGAAGAAAACGUCAAAUGUGAUUUAAAAAAAAAA
This is a messenger RNA of Hyposmocoma kahamanoa, 1758 nucleotides long. RefSeq names its product transcriptional repressor protein YY1-like (gene PHO). The transcript has 12 exons. Gene Ontology annotation, molecular function: RNA polymerase II cis-regulatory region sequence-specific DNA binding; DNA-binding transcription factor activity, RNA polymerase II-specific. Gene Ontology annotation, cellular component: transcription regulator complex; PcG protein complex. The coding region runs from base 264 to 1463 and encodes 399 amino acids. The record is from RefSeq and is a predicted model, not a curated record. NCBI's taxonomy places the organism in Eukaryota, Metazoa, Arthropoda, Insecta, Lepidoptera, Cosmopterigidae. Gene Ontology annotation, biological process: regulation of transcription by RNA polymerase II.